AUGCCAGUUCAAGCAAAAGGCAUGGUUUCACUUCAAGUCUUCAUCUCAGCCGACUGCCGAACUUACGAACAAGGUUGCUAUCGUAUCUCUCAGAAGAAGAAGAGAAUACUCGAUCAUCCAGAAAUGGCACCUACAUUCUAUGUUGGUUCAGAAGCUGGUCUCAAGAAGCUCGAUGAGUACCUCUUAACCCGUAGUUACAUCACUGGGUACCAAGCUUCAAAGGAUGAUCUCACUGUUCAUGCUGCUUUCACAAAACAACCAUCAUCCCAAUAUGUCAAUGUAUCUCGUUGGUUCAACCACAUUGAUGCACUUCUAAGAAUCUCUGGUGUUUCUGCUGAAGGAAGUGGCGUUACUGUUGAGGGAUCUGCUUCUUUCCCUGAAGAAGCCAUUGCAACCCCUCCUGUUAAUGGAACAAAGGCUGCAGUUGAUGAAGAUGAAGACAGUGAUGUGGAUCUUUUUGGUGAGGAAACCGAAGAGGAAAAGAAAGCUGCUGAAGAACGUGCAGCAAAAGCAAAAGCAUCUGGAAAGAAGAAAGAAUCUGGAAAGUCUUCAGUUUUGAUGGAUGUAAAGCCAUGGGAUGAUGAAACUGACAUGAAGAAGCUUGAAGAGGCUGUGAGAAGUGUUCAUUUGGAUGGCUUGCUUUGGGGUGCAUCAAAGCUUGUUCCAGUUGGGUAUGGAAUCAAGAAGCUUCAGAUCAUGAUGACUAUUGUUGAUGAUUUGGUAGCUGUGAUAUUGUUGCCUUCAACAAGAUCUAGAUGUGAGCUCAUGGUUUAUGAUUUUCUUUGAUCUAUCAAAUGGAAAACCAUCUAUCGGUUUUAUCUUUCCAAUUUUGAUUUUGUUUAGUGACUAUGGAUUUAUGUUGGAAGACUCAUUGAUUCUGAGAAAAAAAUGAAGUUUUUAUUGGAUUUGUCCUUAUUGUUGAAUUAUAGUAUCAAAUCUCAAAAAGGUAUUGUGAACAUAUUUAAA
Molecule: messenger RNA, 966 nt
Organism: Lactuca virosa
Lineage: Eukaryota; Viridiplantae; Streptophyta; Magnoliopsida; Asterales; Asteraceae
Source: the annotation of a GenBank genome assembly